AUUUUGGGCUCGCUGAGGGGAGCGGGCGGUGCGCGGCGCCCUCUGGCGGCUGCCGGCCCGCAGCUCAGCUGCGAGCGAGCGGACGGUCGCCGGCCAUGAAAUCCGUUUUUGUCACCGUGGGCACCACCAGCUUCGACGACCUGAUCGCCACCGUCUGCUCCCCGCCGGUCCUACGGGUGCUGCAGGACCGCGGCUAUGGGAAGCUGGUGCUGCAGGUCGGACGCGGUGCGCUGAACCUGGAGCCGUGCAGCAGCCCGGCCUUGGCGGUGGAAGCCUUCCGCUUCAAGGACUCGCUGGCAGAGGACCUGGGGAAGGCAGACCUGGUCAUCAGCCACGCAGGUGCAGGUAGCUGCCUGGAGACUCUAGAAAAAGGAAAACCACUAAUAGUUGUAAUAAAUGAAAAGCUGAUGAACAACCAUCAGCUUGAACUGGCAAAACAGCUCCACAGAGAUGGGCAUGUCCUCUGCUGUACUUGCAGCACUCUUGUGGAGACGCUGCAGUCGAUGGACUUCUCAACUUUGAAGCCUUUUCCUCCUGGACAGCCAGAAAAGUUUGCUUUGUUCUUGGAUAAAGUUGUUGGCGUCUUGCCGUCGCAGGCACACGGUGCAACGAAAGUGGAAGGAGUUGGCUUAGCAAGGAUUCCUUUUCCCGAGGCCGCCCUGGCCUUCGCCGGCGCGAUGCAGAAGGGCUGGAAGAAGUACUUCGGGCAGAAGUCCUUGAGCGAGGUGGCCAUGGACGAGUACCUGGGCAGCCUGGGGCUGUACCGUAAGAUGACGGCCAAGGACGCUUCUUGCCUCUUCCGAGCCGUCUCGGAGCAGCUGUUUUCAUCUCAAAUUCAUCACGUGGAAGUUAGGAAAGCUUGUGUCUUGUUUAUGAGGCAACACCAGCAUAAGUUUGAAUCUUAUGUGGAAGGAUCAUUUGAGAAAUAUCUUGAACGACUAGGAGAUCCAAAGGAAAGUGCUGGCCAGCUGGAAAUGAGUGCUUUAGCAGUCAUGUACAAGCGAGACUUUAUUCUGUACCGGUACUCUGGGAAGCCGCCCACUUACGCUACAGACAAUGGCUUUGAAGACAAGAUUUUACUGUGUUGUUCUGGCAACGACCAUUAUGACUCUGUGUAUACAAAACAAUUCCAGGAAAAUGCUGCUAUUUGCCAGGCUGUAUUAUAUGAGAUCCUGUACAAAGAUGUGUUUGGCAUGGAUGAGGAAGAAUUAUGGUCUGCAGUUGAGGUAUUCCGAAGUGGAUCCAAGAAGAACAGAAACAGUGUCUCUGUAGGAAGUGAGGAUCCAAACUUUGACUGUCUUCAUGAAAAAAUAUCCAGAAGUCCAUCAGAGAAGAGAGUGGACAACUGGGAAGGCAAUGAUACUGACAUUCUGCAGGAAGAUAAGUUCAAACAUGGCAUUGAAGAAGAAAAGCCUUCAGAAAAUCCAUCAAAGAUGCCUGUUCCUUAUAAAGUGCUAAAGGCACUGGACCCCGAGAUCUAUCGAAACGUGGAGUUUGAUGUUUGGCUGGACAGCAGGAAAGAGCUUCAAAAAACCGACCACAUGGUGUUUGCUGGGAGACAGUACUAUUUAGGAGACAAGUGUCAGGUCCGUCUGGAGCCUGGAGGUAAGUAUUACAAUGCUCAUAUCCAGGAAGUCGGACAGGAUGACAACACAUUGACUGUAUUCGUUGAGGAGCUGGCAGAAAAGCAUAUAGUUCCUUUGGCAAACUUAAAACCAGUGACACAAGUGGCACCUGUCCUUCCUUGGAACAUGGUUCCCAGCCGAAAAGGAGGAACCUAUCAGAGAAUAACAGGUGGAUACUUCUCAGGAAUAGAAAUGGAUAUGAAAACACGGAAGAGAAUGCUUAAGAAAGUCCGUGGAAAGGAAGUCUUCAUGGCUGUGGCUUACAGCAGGGGUCAGCUGGUUCUUCCACCCCGGCUACAGCACGGUGUCCCUUCAGCACGCUCUCCUCCAGUUCACUGCUCACAGGGUGGUGGAAACAUGGCACCUUAUGAAGCUUACCAUCCUCAGCAUCCUCCUCAGAAACAUAACCGUGGAUUUGGGAUACCAAGGGAAUCUGCCCGAUUUAUAAACAGGCACAACAUGGUUGGCCCUCAAAUAGCAUUCUACCCCAGUCCAGGACAGAGAUACUAUCAGAGCUAUGACAAUUUCUCCUGCAGAUCCUGCUCCUACAGCCGUAGCCGCCGGCAGAUGCAGUGUGUGAAUAAGGAGUGUCAGUAUGGGUUUGUGCCAGCCAAUGGGGAGGAGCCUCAAGGACCAGAAGAAGCUACAACUUUCUAUGAAAUUGAAGGAGAGGAGGACACUGCCUUUUCUACUUUACCAAGCCAAGGCAGCCCUGCUCCCAUUGUCCAUGGUCCAGCAGGGUUUUGGGUAGCAAGGAGAAGCCCAAACUCUGUUCCACCUAACAAGCAGACCCUGAAUUCCUCAGAGGAGGAAGAAGAAACAAGUGAAAAUGGGAAGUUUAAUGAAGAAUAUAUGUAUGCACCACCAGAUCCCAACUGUGAAAGUCCAACAGUAUUUAGUUCAGCAGAACCUCCAGCAAACUUGGUACUGGUGAACUCUGCAGCAAUCUCAGCUUCAACAAGUGUUUAUGCUGCUCCAGCUUCAGGCUUCUCCUCGAAUUUUGCUGCGUCUGCUCCAUCCAGUGUCACAACAGCAGUUCCCUCACAGACAGCAGUUCAGCCAGUCAUAGUGUCUCCACUUUCCUUGGGGAGGCCAGCAGUUUCUUCAGUGCCAUUCCCAGUUUAUCCAGCUCCUCUUCCUCCAGUCAGUGAGGUGGGAGAAGCUGGUGCUGUUCUUCCACCGUACUCUUGUGACCCCACUGGCAGUGAUCUGCCUCGAGAUACAAAGGUCCUGCAGUAUUAUUUUAAUCUGGGAUUGCAAUAUUAUCAUCAGAGCUGUUGGCCUUCCACGGUGUAUGUACAGCCACUGCUGCCACCAUCGCCUGUGGAAGUUUACCCAGCGUAUGCUGAGCCAGCUCCUGUCCUAGAUCAGUCAGUACCUCAGCUCUACACUGAUGCUGGGAGAACUGAAGUCCAUCAAGUUCCCUUGGAAACACCUGCAAAUGGUAACUUCCAAAAUGCAGAGCCUCCACCCCUGUCCUAUGGGCCUGUGUAUUACCGAGCGGUGUCAGACCCCUUCGGCCAGCAGUCUCCUCCUGGCUUUGACUCUUUGGUCCCUGCCUAUCGCUAUGUUAGUGCCUGGCAUCCACUCAAUCCACCAUAUGGAAAUUCUCCACAAGCUGCUAACGCUGUAAGUUCAACACCACUGCACCAAGUCAGCUAUAUUGCCUCACCUAACCCUGCACCUCAUGAUGUGCCUCAAGGGAUGUAAAUCUGGCAGCUACAAGCUCACUUCUUGACCUUGGUUUUUCUUGUUUGUCAACUAUAUGUUCAUAUUGUUUUGUAAAUAUUCUCCUGUCUCAGUGGGCUGCUUCAACUGCAUUCCCAUUCCAUGUUUCCCUUUACAUUUAUACUAGUGAUAGUGGACUUGACAAGAUGCAGGAAAGUGUGGGGAAAGAGUAACACAAACUAUAGUGCAGGGAAUACAAAGCUCAGAUUUGACUCCACAAAGUGUGUGUAAAAAGCUACUCUAAAGCAAUGCUGCAUCAUGGAUCUCUGAGGGGGUUGCACUGAAACACUUGAGACACCUGGUUCUUGUUGAAGCACUGAAGUAGUCUGCUGUGACAACAACUAGGGAUAAAAACUGGGCACAGGGACAUUAGAGGAUGUUUGAAGUAGGUUGGCUUUCUGAGAUUUUGCAAAACAAAGCUGCUUUGCCACCAGUGAUCACAUACUCACAAUAGCUGUAUUUCUUCUGUAAUUUCACUGUGUGUAGGUUUCAGGGCUCCCAAAAGCCUGAAGAUCCUGUUUUGAUCUGUUGCAUAUUGCUGUAUGUUUGUUUGACUUUUGUGAAAGCUGUUGCACAAGUGGUGGUG
Messenger RNA from Colius striatus (speckled mousebird), 3939 nucleotides. It is a transcript of the gene ALG13, whose product is annotated as ALG13 UDP-N-acetylglucosaminyltransferase subunit. The record is from RefSeq and is a predicted model, not a curated record. The coding region runs from base 96 to 3335 and encodes 1079 amino acids. The transcript has 28 exons. Gene Ontology annotation, molecular function: hexosyltransferase activity. NCBI's taxonomy places the organism in Eukaryota, Metazoa, Chordata, Aves, Coliiformes, Coliidae. Gene Ontology annotation, biological process: dolichol-linked oligosaccharide biosynthetic process.